CCAAUUAAAAGUGUCCGGACUGGGUGACCCGUUUUCCAUAAGCGCCGUUUGAGACGAGCUCGAGCUUUGGUCGACUCGGGAGAGGAUUUUUCAAGUGGGAAUCGAAGUUAUAAGAGACAAUUUCAAUCAUGGAGGAAGACGAUGAUUAUGUGGAGUAUGUGCCGGUGGCGAAGCGUAGAGCCAUGGAAGCGCAGAAGAUACUUCAGCGAAAGGGCAAGGUCUCGGCUCUUGAGGAAGAAGCAGAGAAGGCGAAACUCGCUGAAGCGAAACCGAGCUUGCUCGUCAAGGCGUCACAGCUGAAGCGGGACAUCCCCGAAGUUAGUCCCACCGAGCAGAUUGUGCAACAAGAGAAGGAGAUGAUAGAGCACUUGUCCGAUAGAAAGACACUUAUGUCCGUUCGUGAAUUGGCCAAAGGUAUCACUUAUACAGAGCCUCUUCUGACGGGAUGGAAACCCCCUCUGCAUAUUCGUAGGAUGUCUAGGAAAGAGAGGGACUUGAUCCGAAAGCAGUGGCAUAUCAUUGUUGAUGGUGAAGAUAUCCCUCCACCAAUCAAGAACUUCAAGGAUAUGAAAUUCCCACGACCUGUGCUUGAUAUGCUCAAAGAGAAAGGGAUCGUGCAGCCGACACCGAUUCAAGUUCAGGGUCUUCCAGUGAUUCUGUCCGGGAGAGAUAUGAUCGGGAUUGCUUUCACGGGUUCGGGGAAGACACUCGUGUUUGUGCUUCCCAUGAUUAUGAUAGCUCUGCAGGAGGAGAUGAUGAUGCCUAUUGUUGCUGGAGAAGGUCCCUUUGCUUUGAUUGUUUGUCCUUCUAGGGAACUUGCUAGGCAAACCUAUGAAGUGGUUGAACAGUUUCUGGCUCCUUUGAGAGAAGCCGGAUACCCGGCUUUGAGGUCAUUACUCUGUAUUGGUGGAGUGGAUAUGCGAUCCCAGUUGGAGGUCGUGAAGAGAGGCGUGCAUAUCGUCGUGGCUACACCGGGGAGGUUGAAGGAUAUGCUUGCCAAGAAAAAGAUGAACUUAGAUGCUUGCAGGUACCUGACACUGGAUGAGGCAGAUAGGCUGGUAGAUUUGGGAUUUGAAGAUGACAUAAGAGAAGUCUUUGACCACUUUAAGGCACAGCGUCAAACUCUACUGUUUUCCGCCACAAUGCCCACAAAAAUUCAGAACUUUGCUAGAAGUGCUCUGGUUAAACCCGUGACUGUUAACGUAGGAAGAGCCGGAGCUGCAAAUCUCGAUGUUAUCCAGGAGGUCGAGUAUGUCAAACAAGAAGCAAAGAUUGUUUACCUCCUCGAGUGCCUGCAGAAAACUCCGCCCCCUGUUUUGAUCUUCUGUGAGAACAAAGCCGAUGUGGAUGAUAUCCAUGAAUACUUGUUACUGAAAGGAGUCGAAGCUGUGGCCGUCCAUGGAGGGAAAGAUCAAGAAGAGAGAGAAUAUUCCAUUUCGUCAUUUAAAGCUGGGAAAAAAGACGUCUUGGUCGCCACUGAUGUAGCUUCAAAGGGUUUAGAUUUCCCGGAUAUACAACAUGUUAUCAACUACGACAUGCCUGCAGAGAUUGAGAACUAUGUCCACAGGAUUGGACGAACUGGACGUUGUGGUAAGACCGGGAUAGCGACGACAUUCAUAAACAAGAACCAGACCGAGACAACUCUGCUCGACUUGAAACACUUGUUGCAAGAGGCUAAGCAGAGGAUUCCACCUGUGUUGGCUGAGCUGGACGAUCCGAUGGAAGAAGCAGAGGCCAUUGCCAGUGCAAGUGGUGUAAAGGGCUGUGCUUAUUGUGGUGGGCUUGGACACCGUAUCCGAGACUGUCCUAAGCUGGAACACCAGAAGAGUGUGGCAAUCUCAAAUUCGAGAAAAGACUAUUUCGGUUCUGGUGGAUACAGAGGAGAGAUGUGAUCUGCAGCUCAGUCUUAUGCCUGCUUGCUCUCCAGAAAUCAUAGCGUGUAUCUUUGCACUUUCUUUCAGCUUGUAGAGUUCUGUUUGAGAUGAUACGAGUUGAAAGUUCUGUACUUUCGGUCUUAAGUUUUAUAAUCAUCCACUGGAUCAAUGAAAAGAUCAUGUCUUGGUAUGGAAUUCUAACUUUCACUA
This is a messenger RNA of Tarenaya hassleriana, 2084 nucleotides long. RefSeq names its product DEAD-box ATP-dependent RNA helicase 35. Gene Ontology annotation, molecular function: ATP binding; RNA binding; RNA helicase activity. Gene Ontology annotation, cellular component: spliceosomal complex. Lineage: Eukaryota; Viridiplantae; Streptophyta; Magnoliopsida; Brassicales; Cleomaceae. The transcript has 3 exons. Gene Ontology annotation, biological process: mRNA splicing, via spliceosome. The coding region runs from base 129 to 1892 and encodes 587 amino acids. The record is from RefSeq and is a predicted model, not a curated record.